AUGGAGAUCAAGGGGGCAAGCAUUAGCUUACCUGGCAUGAUUGGAGAGGAACGGAAACAUCCUUAUAGUCACAGCUUAGAUGAGGCACUAGAACUAACCGGAUUUGGAAGGGCUCAGAUUGUGCUUCUGUUUCUGUCGGGUGUUUGCUUGAUGACUGUUGUUAACGAAGCGAUCGGUAUAGGCAUCAUCCUACCAAAGGCCCGGUGCGAUCUGAACAUUAAUCCCUGGGAGGAAGGCAUCGUCGGUGGCGCAAUAUUUCUAGGAGUCAUGAUUUCGUCCUACUUCUGGGGUUACCUGGCCGAUACCCGAGGGCGUCAGAUCAUCCUGAAGUGGGCACUGUUUGCGACCUCGUUCUUUGCCGCGAUUUCUUGUCUGGCGAGUGGCUUCACUUCACUGUUAGUACUUCGGUUUCUGACGGGUGUUUGUGUUGCUGCUCCUGCCUCGACGGUGUACGCUUAUCUGGGAGAGUUCACCACACCAAGCAGACGCAGCCAAAUGCUGUCGUUCGCGUCCGUUUGGGGAGGUGUUGGGAUCGUCUACGUAUCACUCGUCGGUUGGUGGAUAUUGUCAUAUGAUUGGGCGAUCGCGAUCACCGACUCGUUCGAGUUCAAACCAUGGCGGUUGCUGUUCAUCAUCAACACUCUACCAGCCUUCCUGAACGGAAUCGCAUUCUGCUUCUGUCCCGAGAGUCCAAAGUUCCUGGUGUCACAGGGACGUAAUGAGGAAGCUCUCGAAGUGCUCAAGAAGGUGUACCAGAUUAACAAAGGCGCGUCUAACGCGGAAGGCUACGAGGUCACAACUCUUCGGCUUGAUCCCGAAGAUGCACUUGCCCGUGAGCAGAACGGAGGAGAUCACUCUGUGGGACUGUUUAAAUCGAUGUUGCAACAAACGGCACCCAUCGUGAAGCUGCCGUAUCUAGUGUACUUCAUCAUCUGUUGUGUUCACAACAUUGGAGCGUUUGCGAUAUACGGUGGUCUGGGACUGUGGUUCCCCGACAUCAUGAACCAAGUGUUGUCGCAUGAUCCAGAACGAUCGUUCGCUACGGGACAGAACGUAUGCAGCUUACUACAUCAACACCAUCCUCAAGCAACAAGAGUCGAUCUAUGUAAAGACGAAGCAGAAACAUACCUCUACACGAUCACACUUGGUUUAAUCAGCAUGGUGCAAGGAUUUUUCACAUCCCUAACGCUUUCGGGGAUCGAACCGAAGAUGAUGAUAAUGGUCAACUUCACGGUGAGCGGUAUCUGUGGUGUUGCUCUCGAGUACGUCACCGCUUCUUACAUGGUGGCAAUACUCUUUUGUGUGGAGAUAGUAUUUGCUGGUUACUGUACAGUGCUGGUCAACGCAAAUGUAAUAAGCAUUUUCUCAACAAGCGUCAGAGCAACGGCAGUGGCACUGACUAGCAUAUUUGGACGUUUGAGCGGCUUUGUAGCGAGCUCCGUUAUUGGAGGGUUGAUUCUUGCUCAUUGCUCAACAACUGUGUUCGUGUUAUCUUCAUUUGUGUUUGCAAGUGCCGGUAUUUCGCUCAUCCUGCCUAACAGAAUUGUUUAA
Anopheles nili is the source of this 1551-nucleotide messenger RNA. Its product is annotated as synaptic vesicle glycoprotein 2B-like. Gene Ontology annotation, molecular function: transmembrane transporter activity. The transcript has 5 exons. Bases 1 to 1551 code for a protein of 516 amino acids. Gene Ontology annotation, biological process: transmembrane transport. The record is from RefSeq and is a predicted model, not a curated record. Lineage: Eukaryota; Metazoa; Arthropoda; Insecta; Diptera; Culicidae. Gene Ontology annotation, cellular component: membrane.